AUGCUGGCCGUGAGCCGCUCAUGGCGCACGUCGCUUCGGGAGCCUCCGGUAAGGCCCCUUCCUCCACAGCUCCCGUGGCUCCUCCGCCCGUCCGCCGGUGGUCCUACCUUCUCGUGUCUCCUCAGCGGCGCCGACGAGGACAGCGUCCACCGCUUCCGCGUCCCAGGCGACUUGCGCGCCGCGCGGUACUUCGGAUCAUACGACGGCGGCUGGCUAUUCCUCGCUUAUGGACAGAAUCUCGGCCACACGCUCGUCAACCUCUGCAACGGACGACGCUUCCGCCUCCCCGACGUUGUCCCCUGGCCGACGAAAGCAAAGGAGUUCCCCGUGAUCAUGCUCGCCGCCACCCUCUCCUCCCCUCCAAGUUAUACCGACGACCGAUGCUUCGGCGCCGCCAUUGUCCAUUGCUCCCCCUACAUGAGCGGCGCGCGACACAUGACGUUCUGGAUCAUGGGGGAUCGCUUGGCCAGGCUAACCAUCCAUCCGGAGAUCGUGUACGGCCUGUCCGACAUGUUCUAUGAGGAAAUGGAGGACGUCAUCUAUCACAAUGGAGCCUUCUGUUUCCUCAGCAUCUUGGAGAACGUUCUCGUGUGCACGCCGGUGUUGCAUCAAGGAGACCUGCAAAUACAGGAGGAGUGGCUGCGGUUCUUCCGGCAGGACGACGGCUGUUCCGAUCGGCCGGUUGCGCUCGCUCGCUACCUCGUGGAGUCUCGUGGACAGCUGCUCAUGGUCCUGAAGAGGAAAUGUGACCUUGCUGGAUGGCCGCCCUUGGUGUUCUCGGUGUUCCAGAUGAUGCGCGAUCAACAGGUUGCCGUCUGGAUCCCGGUCGUCAGGUUGGAGGGCCGAAUGUUGUUCGUCGGACAUGGCUGCUCCAGAUGCUACGAAGUGGAUGCCUUCCCCGGAUUUCAGGAGGGCAUCUACUUCUUGGACGACCUGCACUUCUAUGAUGUAUCCAGGAUUCUUCGGUGCCAGGAGUACCUCUGCCACGACAACGGGAAGUACACGUUGGGACAGCCUCCCGUUGUCAGCCGCUGCUUCUGGCCGGACCAAGUCAUGUCGAACUACUCCUCACCGGUUUGGCUUCUCCCUGAAGCCAGGUGAAGAUACUGGCAACAAUGCUGAAGCUCAAGUUGAUGUUGACAUUCUGUAAGCUGGAUUACACAUUGUGUUAUUGUUUCCUCUUGCUGCUUUGAGAAUGAGAUAGCUAUUGUUGCUUUGUGAACGGGAUAGGAUUGUUGUUGAUUAGUCUGGUACAAUCAGAAUGACAUGGUCGAUAUUAGCUGAAAUCACUUACUGACAUCAAUCUCCUACUUUGGUAUAUGUACUUAGCAGUUCAUUACUGCAUUUUCGCACUUUCUGGUGCUCUCUGACCUCUGAGAUUUUGGUGAACUUUAAUAUUGAAAUGACUGGGCUAGAUUCCUGUUAUGUCUCUUGUUAUACGAUGCCUGAAUUGAAAAUGUAAUGUAUG
This is a messenger RNA of Oryza brachyantha (malo sina), 1468 nucleotides long. RefSeq lists its product as uncharacterized. The transcript has a single exon. The record is from RefSeq and is a predicted model, not a curated record. Lineage: Eukaryota; Viridiplantae; Streptophyta; Magnoliopsida; Poales; Poaceae. Bases 1 to 1101 code for a protein of 366 amino acids.